This is a messenger RNA of Pyricularia grisea, 396 nucleotides long. RefSeq lists its product as uncharacterized. Bases 1 to 396 code for a protein of 131 amino acids. The record is from RefSeq and is a predicted model, not a curated record. The transcript is spliced from 4 exons. NCBI's taxonomy places the organism in Eukaryota, Fungi, Ascomycota, Sordariomycetes, Magnaporthales, Pyriculariaceae.
AUGCCGUUAACCCAGAUGCGCCGCAAAAUGAAACGUAAUGUAAUGGGCGCCUACCUUUUGCCUGCCAGCAUUGCUGCUUAUGUGGUUGAUGAGACUAUAGAGAGAGGUUGGCUGAUGCUACCCCACCCUUUGGCCAGGGUCAAGCGCGACUGCCCCCGGAUUUGGUGGUAUUCUAGGCGAAGUAGCCCACCAUGUUGGGGCAUAUGGAUCGAAUCAUACUGCGCGUCUCCUCGCACUAACCCCCCGAACUUGUUGGAUUGUGGACCAGCUGGCCACCAAAUCGUCCCCUCCUUCCCGAUCAACCCAUCCACAUCCAUCCUGAAGCUGCCUCAGGUAGCUAGUCAGCUGGACCCACGAGUUCUGCACUUGAUCGACUCAACUCUCCGGCGGAAUUGA